AACUCGUAAUUUUCGACUUUGCACAAUCCAAAACGGACUAUGCAAGUUGAAAUGAAAAUAAAAAUUAGCUACAAAAGGCCCGAAGGGUGUUUUGUGGCGUCUGCUCCUUCGAAAGGAGUAAAGAGAGAGUUUUUGUGAAAAUAAUCUGUACACUCUAUAUAUCACUCUCCGACCCCACAGCUGAGAGAGAAAUCGAGCCGUUGAAGAAGGGAAGAGAGAGAGAGGAUGCUACAAGGACGGCACUAGAGAGAGUGUCAGCAACAGACAAUUGCGAUAGCGGCAGCCUAAAGACGACGCUUGCAGUGCACGGGAGGGCAAGUUAGUUGCACAUUCACCAGGAGGCGGCAGUUACCUCGUCUCCGAGGAGCCGGUCACACUACUUGCUCGGCGUCGUCUGCAGCCAAGUACUCCACCGCUGAGAUGUCGACGGAAAUGGAAGAACUUGAGAAUAUGGUAUUAAGUUUUCGCGUAUCCGAACUACAGAUGUUAUUAGGCUUUGCUGGUCGGAACAAGUCUGGGCGCAAGAAUGAGCUUCAGGCACGUGCGUUAGAACUGCUGCGUCUCAGAUCGCAUCCAGUACAGCUCAAGAUACGUGAGCUGUACAAGAGCAUCCAGGCUGAUCAACUGGCUGCUCAUCAAAUGUAUGGUCAAAGUGGAGCCGCAGCUGAACCACAAAUCGAAACGAGCAUGCAUUCCAGAAAUUACUUUACACGACAAGGACAUGCUCAAUCUUUGAGCCAACAGCAGUCUCAACAAGCUGUUCAACCAACCAAAGAUUUACCACCAGCUCACCAAGCUUCUAUUCCUCAAUCUCAGGUAGGGCAGAGAACAGCUCCAGUAUUUCAAACUCCUGGUUACACUAGUGUAACACCACAAUCUCGAACAACAAAUCCUGUUUAUCCUGGAGCGUACAAUGCUUAUACUCAACAAAAAGUUAUGUCCUUACCUGCACCUUUAUCUCUUCAACCAGCUCAAUACCCAGUUCAUCCAGACGUUAAAUUCAAAAGAUUACCAUUUUUUGAUAUGCUUGGUGAAUUAUUAAAACCGUCAAGUUUAAUGCCACAGGGCACGUUAAGGUUGCAAGAGAAUUCAUUUGUUUUUCACUUGACUCCGCAACAGUCUACAGAUAUUGCCAGUUCACGCGAUUGUAGGACAGGAAGUAAAAUGGAUUACACUGUGCAGGUGCAAAUGAGAUUUUGCCUUCAAGAAACUUCCUGCGAACAAGAGGACUAUUUCCCACCCAGUAUUAAUGUAAAAGUUAACGGAAAGAUGUGUCCUUUACCAAAUCCUAUCCCUACAAAUAAACCUGGUGUUGAACCAAAGAGACCGCCUAGACCAGUAAACAUUAGCCCCCUUGUAAAACUAUCUCCAACAGUAGCAAAUCAGAUAUCUGUAACAUGGUCAGCUGAUUAUGGAAGAAGAUAUGCUAUUGCAGUUUAUCUUGUAAAAAAACUUACUAGUUCUGAACUUUUAAUGAGAUUAAAGAAUAGAGGAUGUAAACAUUCUGAUUACACUCGAGGUCUAAUCAAAGAGAAGCUCAAUGAAGAUGCAGACAGUGAAAUUGCUACUACGUCUCUCAGAGUAUCGUUGGCAUGUCCGCUUGGAAAGAUGCGUAUGAGCACACCGUGUCGCGCAUCGACAUGCUCACAUUUACAGUGCUUCGAUGCUUCUUUAUUUUUACAAAUGAACGAAAGAAAGCCUACAUGGAACUGCCCAGUUUGCGAUAAAACAGCAUUGUACGAUAAUUUAACAAUUGAUGGUUAUUUCCAAGAAGUCUUGAGUUCAAACAAGUUAUUACCGGACGUCAACGAAAUUCAACUACUUCAAGAUGGUUCGUGGGAGAACUUGGUGGUGAAGAAAGAAAAUAAGGACAAGGAAAAAGAAAAAAGUGAAAAAGUUGAAAGCAAUGCUUCAAAUAAAGAAGUUGACGUAACAGUUGAUCUUGAUGAAAGUAGUUGCAAAUCAUCUACACCUGCACCAAAAGAAAGAAAACGUGCACUUGUAAUAGAUUUGAUAUCCGAUAGCGAAGAUGACGAUGAUGUCAUUUCCCAAAGCUCCUCCAAGAGACAGGCACUUUCAUCUCCAGCAAAAUCUCAAGCCAAUAACGCAAGCACCAGUGUUAUAAGUAGUACAAGUGACUCGCCUGAAUGUAUGAUUAUCGACUUAGACUAAGAGUCUAACUUUUUAUAAACCACGUAGUUGUAAGCGCGUUCAUGGAUAAAAGUAAGAGUUGGUGCACUGGCGAUUGGAAAAAUAACGUACAAAGUGAAGUGCACCGUGUUGUACAGCCAUUGUAUAAAGAUUGUCAUGUUAUUUAAAUGCUGUUGGGAGUCUUGUGAAAUAUGCUGGGAAAAAAUU
Copidosoma floridanum is the source of this 2358-nucleotide messenger RNA. RefSeq names its product E3 SUMO-protein ligase Su(var)2-10 (gene Su(var)2-10). Gene Ontology annotation, molecular function: zinc ion binding; transcription coregulator activity; SUMO ligase activity. Gene Ontology annotation, biological process: protein sumoylation; regulation of transcription by RNA polymerase II. Gene Ontology annotation, cellular component: chromatin. The record is from RefSeq and is a predicted model, not a curated record. NCBI's taxonomy places the organism in Eukaryota, Metazoa, Arthropoda, Insecta, Hymenoptera, Encyrtidae.